This is a messenger RNA of Pecten maximus, 1326 nucleotides long. RefSeq names its product sentrin-specific protease 2-like. Gene Ontology annotation, biological process: proteolysis. The transcript is spliced from 5 exons. The record is from RefSeq and is a predicted model, not a curated record. Bases 598 to 1137 code for a protein of 179 amino acids. NCBI's taxonomy places the organism in Eukaryota, Metazoa, Mollusca, Bivalvia, Pectinida, Pectinidae. Gene Ontology annotation, molecular function: cysteine-type peptidase activity.
AUAGACAGACACACAGAAUACCAAGUAGACAGACACACAGAAUACCAAGUAGACAGACACACAGAAUACCAAGUAGACAGACACACAGAAUACCAAGUAAAGAAACACGCAGAAUACCAACUAGCCAUUCAUCCACAUCAAAAGAGAGCCAGCCUCUAAGCUAGCCAAGAAGGUCAGUGCCAAACCAGCCAUCCAGCCAGCCGUCAACAAUAACAGACUAUUUCAAUGACAUUGAUGACAAGAAGAAGAAACUUUUGAUUGAGAGGUGUGUGGAAAUGAACAUUCCAAUACCUAGAAACCAAAAUAGCCAGGUGUACCUUUCCAGAGAUUCCCCAACACUAUCCUUCAUACGGGAGUGCCAACUGAAAUAUGAAGAAGAUGCGGUAGAAUGUUCCAAACUAUACACAAUUUGGUAUAUGAGUUCAAGGACAGAAACCCAAGUAGUGAAAAGUGAGUACACCUUGCAGCUGGCAGCUUCAGUAUUGACGUGGUCUUUCCAUGAGAGGACUGACAUAGCAACAGUUUUGGAAACAAUUGAGCCAAUUCCUUUCAGCAAAACAGCACCUCUGCCAACAACGAUACCAAGCUACAACGUUCAUGUGGGAAAUGUCAGCUUGUCACCAAACGACCUCAGGACUCUACGUCCCAUGGCUAAAUGACCAGGUGGUGCAUGCAUACUUGGGUUUACUGUGCAAAGAGAGCAAUGAUAGACAUCAGCAUUCAUGCCACAUCUUGCCCAGCUUCCUUGCCUUAAAAUGGGAGACUCCGAACUACCAAUCAUGGCUGUAUCCCAAGGUACCUCUUGAGAACUUUGAUCACGUUCUCUUGCCCAUUUGCCAUCAACAUCAUUGGAUUUUACUUGCGGCAUCCAUGCUCACCGGCAAAGUCACCAUACUUGAUUCUGUUCCAAAUGAAUCAAGGGCCAGACAGUUUUUUGAUCAUUGGAUGAACUUCAUGAAUGCUAGAUCUACACUGUCCAUCACUGACCACAAGAAACCUAUCAAGUGGACUAGAGGUCAGGCACAGUCUUCUGUACAAGAAGAUGGAAGCUCGUGUGGAGUGUUUGUAUUAAUGAAUGCAGAAGCUAUACUCUCGAAUGUUCCACCAACGCUUAUGAGGCAGUGCCAUGUUACAUAAUUACAGACAGCAUGCACUUCAGCGCCUGCUUAAGACGUCAACAUCCAGUAAAGAAAAGAUCAGAAUAUGUGACCUUCCAUUUUGUGUAGACCCAGUGAAAUCCAAGCAUAAGAUGACCCAAUGUCCCACAUGCGAAAGAUGGAGUCACAAAGUUUGUCUGGGUCUGGAUGAGGAGCAAGCAGUAAAGAC